Molecule: messenger RNA, 2479 nt
Organism: Musa acuminata subsp. malaccensis (wild Malaysian banana)
Lineage: Eukaryota; Viridiplantae; Streptophyta; Magnoliopsida; Zingiberales; Musaceae
Product: phosphatidylinositol 4-phosphate 5-kinase 6-like
Biological process (GO): phosphatidylinositol phosphate biosynthetic process
Cellular component (GO): plasma membrane
Molecular function (GO): ATP binding; 1-phosphatidylinositol-4-phosphate 5-kinase activity
Source: RefSeq, a predicted model, not a curated record
CAUUCCGCCCGCCGCCACAGCCUCGUCUUCGCCUUUAUGUCGGUCGCCCACGCCGACGACCCAGACGUCGCCGCCGCAUCCCCCAAGUCCUGCGGCGACCUCCCCUCUGCCACCGCCACCCCGGCGGACGUUCUCUCCGUGGAUGGCGCGGAGGCGGUCUACCACGCCGAGCGUCUCCUUGCCAACGGCGACUUCUACACCGGGCAGUGGUGCGGCAAUGUUCCCCACGGAAACGGAAAGUACCUAUGGACCGACGGCUGUAUGUACGAAGGCGAGUGGCGCCACGGCAAGACCAUGGGGAAGGGCAAGUUUUCGUGGCCGUCCGGUGCCACCUACGAAGGAGAGUUCAAGUCCGGUUUCAUGGACGGCUACGGCACGUACACCAGCUCUCUCGGCGACACCUACCGCGGCGCCUGGUCCAUGAACCUCAAGCACGGCCACGGGGUGAAGUCCUACGCCAAUGGCGAUUACUACGACGGGGAGUGGCGUUCCGAUGUCCAAGAUGGCCACGGAAGGUACGUCUGGAAGAACGGGAACGAGUAUGUCGGGCAGUGGCGGGCGGGCAUCAUUGACGGCCGCGGCACCCUUGUCUGGGCAAACGGAAAUCGAUACGACGGUGGGUGGGAAGAUGGUUUGCCAAAGGGGAAUGGGAACUUCCGUUGGGCCGACGGAGGACUUUACGUUGGCUAUUGGGGCAAGGAGAACGGGAGCCUCCAGCAGAAGGGUGCAUACUAUCCAUCGCCGACUGCCUCAUCUCCCACUGCCCGGGAUCCCUCUGGGGUCUUGUUGGCAGACCUUGGAGAUUGCAAGGUGUGCCAGGGUGAUAAUGUGUCCAUUCUUCCUUCGCAGAAGACGCUAAACUGGUCGGGUGUCGAGGCUGACUUCGUCCAGAAGCAAGCAGCCUGGAGAUCUUCCAAAUCAGCAGAUGCCCAGCCUAGGAGGCGAGCAUCAGCAGAGGUGGUCUCAGCAGGGUUUACGCCAAGAGGGCAUAAUGGUCAUGCCAGUACAAUCAGCGGCAUUGGGAGCAAAAGUGGGUUCUGGGAUCCAGAUGAGCUUAUCAAUUCUGAUGCAGAGAGUGGAGGUGCAUUUGAGACAGGGGGAGCAACCAAGGGUGUUGAUGACUUUCUCGGUGAGCUUCAAUUAAAUGACGUAGAGUCAAGGGGGAUUGGGAGGAUCCAGCAACCAUUAAGGUGGCCGCCUAGGGAGAUAAAGAAGCAGGGGGAGACUAUCUCAAAGCGGCAUAAGAAUUAUGACCUUAUGCUAAAUCUCCAGCUUGGAAUCAGGCAUGCAGUAGGAAAGCUACCUGAGCCUAAAACACUUGACCUGAAAGCAUCAGCCUUUGACCCCAAAGAAAAGAUAUGGACAAGGUUUCCUCCUGAGGGAACAAAACAAACACCCCCACACCAGUCUUGUGAUUUCAAGUGGAAGGAUUACUGCCCAUUAGUUUUCAGGACUCUCCGCAAGCUAUUCAAGGUUGACCCAGCUGACUAUAUGAUAUCAAUCUGUGGAAAUGAUGCUCUUCGGGAACUUUCAUCUCCUGGAAAAAGUGGAAGCUUCUUUUACCUAACAAAUGAUGAUCGAUACAUGAUAAAAACAAUGAAGAAAUCUGAAGUAAAAGUGCUACUGAGGAUGCUUCCGGCCUAUUAUAACCAUGUCCGAGCUUUUGAGAAUACUCUAGUUACCAAGUUUUUUGGUUUGCACUGUGUGAAAUUAACUGGGGCUACUCAGAGAAAGGUUCGUUUUGUCAUAAUGGGCAAUCUCUUCUGUUCUGAGUAUCCAAUUCAUAGGCGUUUUGACCUCAAAGGGUCUUCCCAUGGUCGUACGACAGAUAAGCCUGAGGCAGAGAUUGAUGAAAACACUACUCUGAAGGACCUUGAUCUCAAUUUUAUAUUCCGGUUACAGAAGUCUUGGUUUCAGGAGUUCCACAGGCAAGUUGACCGAGACUGUGAGUUUCUGGAGCAGGAGAGGAUAAUGGAUUACAGUCUUUUGGUGGGAGUCCAUUUUAGAGAAGCAUCAGCCUCCCAAGAGACUGAUGUUCCCUGUGAUGUUAACAACACAAAUGAACCAACUCCCCACCUUUCAAGAGCAGAUAUGGAUCAGUUUCUUUGUGAUCCGACACGGUGGGCUUCAAUAAAACUUGGUGCAAAUAUGCCAGCUAGGGUUGAAUUAAUAGUCCGAAGGACCGAUGGUGAAUCCUUGCUAAUUAUGGAACCAACAGGAGAGUUUACCGAUGUGAUUUUGUAUUUUGGCAUCAUAGAUAUUCUCCAAGAUUAUGACAUCAGCAAAAAGCUCGAACAUGCUUACAAGUCCAUCCAGUACGACCCAACCUCGAUAUCAGCUGUUGAUCCAAAGCAAUAUUCAAAACGCUUCCGUGACUUCAUAUACAAAGUUUUUACAGAAGAAAUCUAGUAUGUUUACAUCGAAAUCUGCAUCUAUAUGGCAUUCAGCCUUUAUCUGUUUGCUCCACAUCGCAAUAUGU